Messenger RNA from Trichoderma gamsii, 354 nucleotides. RefSeq lists its product as hypothetical. Gene Ontology annotation, cellular component: cytoplasm. The record is from RefSeq and is a predicted model, not a curated record. The transcript has 2 exons. Gene Ontology annotation, molecular function: carboxy-lyase activity. Gene Ontology annotation, biological process: cinnamic acid catabolic process; ferulate metabolic process. Bases 1 to 354 code for a protein of 117 amino acids. Lineage: Eukaryota; Fungi; Ascomycota; Sordariomycetes; Hypocreales; Hypocreaceae.
AUGGCCGGCAUGCGAAACAUCAUACAACUCAAAGCAAACAUUGUCAAUGAGGAGGGCAUCGAUCUAACAGCGAUUCCUGCACCUAUGGUCCACCUCUCGGAUAGCGGUCGUUAUAUCAACACGUUUGGUAUGCACGUUCUUGAGUCACCCGAUGGUAAAUGGACAAAUUGGUCCAUCGCACGCAAUAUGAUCAAUAGCGAGAAAGCUUUGACAAAACCAGUUGCAGUGCCGCAACAUAUUGGAAGGAUGCUGAAGCUGUGGAAAGCAGAAGGCAAGGGCUGGCGUUGGGCUCUCGCCUUUGGCGUUCCUCCCGCUGCCAUAUGGCGUCUAUCUCAUCACUACCCGAUGGAGUAA